UUAUGUGUGUGUGUGUAUUUCCACUUGAUAUUGCAGAUACAAUCAACGGACUCUUCUCCCAUUCAUAUGGUAUUUUCGGAUAUUCAAUAUGUUUACGAUUAUAUUUCCGCUGGUAUUGAAAGCAACAGGGCGUAUGGGCGGAGCUUCACCGAGACCAUUUCUAAGUGCACGGCGCGCACGUCGUCGUGGAGGACGGUAAUAAGAACCGCGACCCGCCAGGCUCGUCCCCGGACCGCCAGGAUACGUUGGAGAACCGGGACCGACCCAGGCCGGUGUGGGGGGAGAGCUCAGCUGCUGCUGCGACCCCGAUAUCUGUCUUAACGUCUCACUGAGAGACGGAAGUGGACAGUCCCACGCGACAUUGUGUCCCGCAGCCUCCGUCAAGAGUGAUUACACGCGGGUUUGUGCGCCCGGUUAUAAGCGGCCAUCAUGGAGGACGAGCUGAUGAUGUUCAGCAUGGAGGAGGUGGGAAGCGCCAAGAGACCCCCGGUGCAACGAAGUGGCUUCACCCAUCGGGCCUCUUCCCUCAGUGAAUCCAACGCCAGUGACGACGACUACGAGGACCACUUCAUCUGCCCCAUCCUGGACGACUCCGCCAAGGAGAUCUCUCAUUACCUGAAGAAUGCGGUUAACGCCCGGCAGCUGUCAAACUCUCUUCCCAGGAGCCACUUCAAGUACAGGAAUGAAACCGAAAAGGUGGCCGAACUUCACCCGUACACGGUUUUGUCUCCGAGCGCACGGGAUCUUUGGAAACACGCGAUCGAAAAGGCCAAAGCUAUGCCCGACCCGUGGGCUCAGUUUCACAUGGAGAAGAUCCCGACUGAACCCUGCAUGCGUUACAGGUACAAUGCCAUCACCGGAGAAUGGGCUCAAGACCAGAUCCACCUCAAGAUGGCUGAGCAGCCGUUUGGGAAAGGGGCCAUGAGGGAGUGCUUCAGGACGAAGAAGUUGUCAAAUUUCUCACACAGCAGCAACUGGAAGUCGGCAUCUAAUUACGUGUCCAAGCGUUACAUGGAGACGGUGGACAGGAACGUUUACUUUGAGGACGUCAGGCUGCAAAUGGAGGCCAAACUGUGGGGAGAGGAGUACAACCGCCACCGACCGCCCAAACAGGUGGACAUCAUGCAGAUGUGUGUGAUCGAGAUGACAGACAGACCAGGUAAACCUCUCUUCCACCUGGAACAUUACAUCGAGGGCAAGUACAUCAAAUACAACUCCAACUCCGGCUUCGUGAGGGACGAAAACAUCCGACUCACCCCGCAGGCCUUUAGUCACUUCAGUUUUGAGCGAUCGGCCCACCAGCUGAUCGUGGUGGACAUCCAAGGGGUCGGAGAUCUCUACACGGACCCUCAGAUCCACACGGAGCAGGGGACGGACUUUGGAGACGGAAAUCUGGGUGUGCGAGGCAUGGCGCUGUUCUUCCACUCCCACCUGUGUAACAAGAUCUGCAAGAGCAUGGGCCUGACGCCCUUUGACCUUUCCCCCGCAGAGAAGUCCCAGCUGAACUGCACCAACAAACUGCUUAAGUCGGCCCAGACGGUGCUGCGGGGCUGCGAGGAGCCCUGCGGUUCCCCUCGCGUUCGGACCAUGUCGGGAAGCCGGUCGCAUCCGAUGCUGUCCCGCCUGUCCGAGACGUCUUCUGUGGACGAGAGCCCGAGCGACCCGGACUCCGUGCCGUGCUCCCCUCUCACGAUGGCCUGCUCCCCGCUGGCUGCACACGGGUUCAUGGGGAGGUCGCCUCUCGGCUUUUCGUUUACGGGAAUGGGCGAACACGAACGAGCGAAUAAUAACAACCACGGUGAAUACAAGGAGUCUGAUAGCGGCGGAGACAGCGGGUUCCCCAGCGAGAGGAGGAGCGAAGGAGACCCCAACGACCACGUAGACGGGAGGAAGAUGGUGGCUCCUUCAAGAGCCGCUGCAGAAUUCAAUUCUUAUAAUUCUGACAGCGAAUGGCUGACGGACGAGAAGUGGAGCUUCUACCAUUCGUCCCGCGCUCACGUCCACCGGUCCUCCUCGGUGGCCACCGAGGUGGAGCGACUCAACGCUCUCGUGCAAAAGAAGAUCGGCCAGUCGAUCCUCGGGAAGGUGCACCUGGCGAUGGUGCGGUACCACGAAGGGGGUCGCUUCUGCGAGAAGGACGAGCAGUGGGAUCAGGAGUCGGCCAUGUUGCACCUAGAGAGGGCCGCGCUGUGCGGAGAGCUGGAGGCCAUCGUGGCCAUGGGGCAGUGCUGUCUGCAUCUGCCUCACCACAUCCUGCCGGAAAUGGAGCUGGAGGAUAACGCUGGAAACAAGAUGAAAGGUUUUAAAUAUCUGCUGCUGGCUGCGGAGGCCGGCGACAGAUCUUCUAUGAUCAUAGUGGCCAGAGCCUUCGAUACGGGGAUCAAUCUAUCAGCUGACAGAAAGCAGGACUGGGGGGAAGCCAUCCACUGGUAUGAAAGUGUGUUGAACAUGACGGACUACGACGAGGGAGGGGAGUUCGAUGGGACGCAGGACGAGCCUCGCUACCUGCUGCUGGCCAGGGUGGCGGAGAUGUACCAAGUGGGAGGCUACAACCUCACGGCAGACCCACAGAGAGCAGGUGAUCUGUUUACACAAGCAGCAGAAGCUGCCAUGGAGGCCAUGAAAGGUCGAUUGGCUAACCAGUACUACGAUAAGGCCGAAGAAGCCUGGGCGCUAAUGGAGGAGUAAAUUUGGUUCCACGGUUUUAUUACAUAGAGGCCAAGGGAGUUAAUCUGAACAUAUACAACCUAAAUGUAUAGAGUUUACAUAUUUUUAUUGUAUUAUAUUGUGUGUGUGUGUUUUUAACCUUCUAGAAUGGAGCUUAAAGUUUCUGGUUUCUGUUUUUUCCGUUUCGGUUUUAUUUAAUUCCCUGUCUCUGAUGUGAAGUGAAUGUGGUUGCAUAAAAGAGAAGGUCUGAAAGAUCAAAACAAAGUAAAUAGGUUACUUACUCUGCUCUUCAUUCAUGUUGGAAGAAUGCAUGUUUAAAAAUUGGGGUAUAAAAUAAUUAAAUAAAGUUUGCUUUUUUUGGGUAAACACAUGUAACUAC
Gasterosteus aculeatus aculeatus (three-spined stickleback) is the source of this 3046-nucleotide messenger RNA. It is a transcript of the gene eef2k, whose product is annotated as eukaryotic elongation factor 2 kinase. Gene Ontology annotation, biological process: response to differentiation-inducing factor 1; protein phosphorylation; myosin II filament disassembly. Lineage: Eukaryota; Metazoa; Chordata; Actinopteri; Perciformes; Gasterosteidae. The record is from RefSeq and is a predicted model, not a curated record. Gene Ontology annotation, molecular function: calcium ion binding; elongation factor-2 kinase activity; calmodulin binding.